AUUUCCUUCCCGCCCUUUUGCUUCCCGCCCUAUUUCUUGGGGCUUGGGCAGACGAUGUCAUGUUAUUCGCAAUUGCUUGAAUUGAAUACUGGCUACGUACGAUGACGUUCGAGUCGAUGUGCUGUGUGAGGGAAAUAGACUCAUUGAGGGUCUGAAACAUACCUAUAUAACCCCCGAGUCCGCUUCACCUUUACUUCCCUCCAUCGUUCCUUCUAUCUGCAGGAUAGUUCGCUUACCACUCACUUCCUCUAUCUUCCUCUACUCUAAUCUUACAGUCACUGUACUGUUCAAGUCAACAAGCCUGCGUUUUCGCCCGCGCUAAUCUCGACCUGCAGCACACUCUACCUCACACUACUGUAACCGAGUUACCAGGGACUCAUCAUGCCCGUCAUCUCACGUCUCAUUUCCAUCGUCUUCCGUGUGGUGGAAGUCAUUUGCGCUGCAGUGUUUGCCGGUAUCAUCGGACACUACCUGCACCAGUAUGAUGGCGAUGCCUGGCCGGUCGCCAGGUGGAUCUAUACCGAAGUCAUAGCCGGCUUGUCGAUACUGCUGGGCCUGAUAUGGCUGAUCCCGUUCUCAUCGGGCUUCUUCUCGUGGCCAUUCGAUGUCAUCAUCUCCUUCGCCUGGUUCGCUGCGUUCGGAAUAUUGGUCGAUGCAAUUCACAAGCUGAACUGCGGAUCUAUCUGGUACUGGGGCGGCAUCAUCCACAACAACUCGUGUGGCCGGUGGAAGGCGGCCGAAGCGUUCAGUUUCAUCUCUGCCAUCGUCUGGCUGGCGUCGGCGCUUCUGGGCAUCUGGUUUACCUUCCGUGUCCGUGACUCGUCUGCUCCCCGAAACAACCGUCGCCGCUUUGGCCGCUCUGCUGUCUAGAUGGACAGUUAGUUGACCGCGCUGUUCAUCUGUGCGACCAGACGGACUAAUCCUUCCAUGCUUGUCGUGCACUAAUCAUGCACGAUGUCGUCGAUCAAUGUUCACCCAUUAUGAUGUGGCACGCAUUGUCACGGCACGACUUAAUGAGAUUUCUUUUAACUAAAAUUCUGAUACCCGGUUGGCGUGCUAAUGCUUGAUGAAGGGAUGCUGAUAUGGCCUUCGUUGUUUGCUUUGUGAUUUGCUAUGAUAUUGUUCUAAUAUGAUGCUAUUUCUCAACUGAAGGAAUGUCUAUGCUGUAGGGAUAGGUUUCACCUAGAGAGGUGUUUCACAUUUUGAUCCUGGGGUCCGAGGUUCAGUGUCAGCAGGAUUCUCCUCACCGACCGAGUCGCAGACUGCUGUUUAAGAUUAUAAAAUAUGGUAAGAUUCAAAAUAGGCAUGUUGUGUUCUUAAAGGGAUAGAGAAUUAUCUGAAUGUAUAGAAGCUGCUAGUCAAAAUU
Messenger RNA from Aspergillus fijiensis CBS 313.89, 1366 nucleotides. RefSeq names its product MARVEL domain-containing protein. NCBI's taxonomy places the organism in Eukaryota, Fungi, Ascomycota, Eurotiomycetes, Eurotiales, Aspergillaceae. The coding region runs from base 382 to 870 and encodes 162 amino acids. Gene Ontology annotation, cellular component: membrane. The transcript has 5 exons. The record is from RefSeq and is a predicted model, not a curated record.